GAAACGCAGCAUAUGAAAGCACAACCUUUAGACAGGAGGCUUUAUAACGCAUACAAAUAUAGAUAUUUUAUAUUUUUACACAUUCUGCAUAUGUUGUGUUGCUUUUCCAACUGCUGAUGCCAUCCAACAAACUCACAAUGCCAUCAAUUUCCUUCUUUAUCCUGGGUUUGGUUGUGGCAACUGUCAAAGCAAAUGAAACAACAUUGUGGAACACCACAGAUCCAGAUCUCCACAACUCCACCACCACCACCACCACCACCACUUCCGUCAUCACCAGUAUCAUCACCAGUAUCACCAACGCAAACACCCCAAGCAUCUAUAUGAAUAAAAAUGAUAUCAAGAGCACCCCCGUACCUGCAACAACAGCGCACCCUGGUUUCUCUGAUUCAGGUAAAGAAACUUCCAGCAGCCACCCAGAUGCCAAAACUGAAAAAGCCACAUCCACACCCAGUGGUUCUUCUGCAAGCACGAAAUCUAACUCUAAAACAACCCCCAAGUCCAGCUCAAAGACAGCCGGCACUGACAAGACUGGUAUCAUCAUUCUAAUCGUGCUCAUCAUUGUGAUUGCUGGUUUUCUAACUGCCUGUUACCUGGUACAUAAAAGAAGACGUCGCUACUCCGCUGAUAUCUCUUCCAGACAAGACGAAGUCAAUAUCCCUCUCAGCACUGUGGAGCCUGUGGGGACUGCACCUCACAACGGUCUGACAACCUUUGAAAGUACAGAAACUGCUGCAAAAGAGCCAGAAGAGGCAAAGCCUGAAGCCGAAGCUGAAGCACAGGAGGAGCAGAAAGCUCAGACUGGAUCUGCUGGUGAUCCGAGCGCUGAAGGCUGCAACUCCAGCUCCAGCUCCAGACAGCACUGAGGACAAACCAAAGGGGACGUUGCUUGAGCAGAGUCCUCCUGCACCUGUGGAGUCCACUGUGGAGGAGAAAACUGAUGAUGAAGCUGCCGUCUCCAACAAGACCUCGAUGGAGUCCCUGAAGGAGACAAUGAGAACAACAACGCUAGCUUCAGUCAGAAAAGAAAUUUGAUCUUCUGGGCAGAAAUUCCUCUUGACUGUUCAGUGUGAGACAUUAUUGCCGCCUUGUAACCGUGCCGUUCCUCAGAAACUUGACCAAAGAAAAAAGUGGUCACUGUGGAAAAGGACCCUUCUGCUCAAACUGUGUGGAGAAUCAUGUUCCCUGCUGUCUGUGAUGCAAGCUCGUUGUUUGUAGCAUAUACAGUACUGUGCAAAAAUCUUGAGUCAGUCCUCAUUUCUUUAUAUUUUGCUAGGAAAAUGGGUGCAGUGAUUUGUUGAAAUGUGCUAAUACACAUGGAGUUACAGCAUAUAAGACAAAAUCAGAGCUUGUACAAUUCUAAUGAGAUUCUAAUGAGAAAGUCAAUAUUUGGCUUCAUCAUUCCAUCAGAUCUGUAGCCACAGAUUUUCAGUCCAGUUCUUGUAUAAUCUGGCAUCCCUCAGCCUUUUCUCCCUGUUUCCCUUCCUUAAAAAUGGUUUCUUGACAGCCACCCUUCCACUGAGACCUUUUCUGCUGAGGCUUCAGUGAACAGCAGAUAGAUCAACUGAAGGGUCAGAUGUAUCUCUCAGGUCCUACUGGAUUUUCUCCUUCUCUGACACACUGCACACCAUGCUGAGAUAUCCCAAGUUUUUAGCUAAUAGUCCUUUGGAAAUCACCUUCUUGGUGCAAAAAUACUAUUUAAGCCUGUCAAACUGUGUUAUCGUUUACAUUUUUCAUAGAUUCAACUAGAGAAAUGGGAACAAAUGAUGCGUUUUUGUGACAGGCUGCUAAUAACAAUGUGCCUAAAGAUAUCAUUACGAUAAAAUUGGUAAUUUUCUGUUAAGUGUAGACACAGUAUUAGCUUUUCCCUUGCGUCAAGUGCCUUUUUAUGGGCUUGAUUCAUGAUUCAUAGGUCAAACAUUCCAGUAUAAAUGGUCAGGUAUGAGGAGGACUGGACAUAAAAUGAGUGAGAAAAAAAAAAAAAAAAGUAGCCAAUGUCCAAAGAAAAACCUUCAGAAAACCUGGAGAAUGAUUGCUCAGCACUCAAG
Molecule: messenger RNA, 2045 nt
Organism: Archocentrus centrarchus (flier cichlid)
Lineage: Eukaryota; Metazoa; Chordata; Actinopteri; Cichliformes; Cichlidae
Product: probable serine/threonine-protein kinase DDB_G0277071
Exons: 10
Coding region: 117-863 (248 amino acids)
Source: RefSeq, a predicted model, not a curated record